AUGAACAAUUCGAACGAGUCGUACGUCGGGGACCCGAUGGUCUCCCAGCCCGAACAUGCAUACCAUCAGACCAUCCCCACCAAUAAUCAGUUAGAACAUAACCCAAACAUGCAAACCACGCGGCUCCCAGUUCCGACCAUGCAGCCGCAGCAUAUUAAUCAAAAUCAAAACAGCGUCAUGUCUCCUCAAAUGAGCGAUACAGCAAGUAUGAAAACGGAAUCGCCGGCCGAAAUAAAGAACCAAAUGCCUAAUACUCCAGGUUCAAUGAAUUCUAUGUCGGCGGAUAGCGAUAUGCAGAGGAACGCAUCGAUCGUCUCUGCGACCAAAGUUGCGGAGGUUUUAAAAGUUGCUGGUGAAGCGUUUCAGCGUCUCGGCGAAUGCACAAUGUUUUUGGAUUUCCACAGUGUAAAUAACAAGUCAAAGUGGAUGCCCAGUGACGUCGAUAAGCUUCAAGAAGCGGUUCAGAACUUUAAGGACGAUUUGGGAACUAUAAGUAACACGAUGCAAAAAAGAACAAGCCAAAAACUCAAAGAAAACCUGCACAAACAUUUUGGGAACAGUGUCAAUAACCGAAUGCAAACCGAUCAAAUGACGAAAAAGCCGAGAAUGCAACAGGUGGCAAGUCCUGCUGGUCAAGCGCAAAGUCAGCUACGGCAAAAUAACUCGAUGGGUGCAAAUCAAAAGACAAUGAACCCGCACCUUCAACAACCGAUGCAGCAGCAACAGAGUCAGACGAGCCAACAACAACUCAGCCAGCAAGUAGCGCAGCAAGGACAUCAGAUUCAACAAACUAAUCAACAACAACAGAAUCAACAGCAGCAGCAGCCAAGACUCAGCGGAUCUGUUCCGAUGAGCCCUGGACAAAAGUUCCUUUUAGAGCUUGACUCGGCUGAAAACCAAAAUCCGACGCUCCAAAUGCAACGCGGCCACUCUCAGCAGAAUGCCCCUCUGCAGCACCUUCCCCGCAGCGGCCAGUCCGGCAGCCAGUCAAACUAUAUCGUCCAAAGCCCUGGAUCAGGGCAAAGACUCAUCCAAACUAGCCAGCACCAAGAUAACCAGCAACAGCCAUCGUCCCGCGUGGUCUCGACCGCUACAACUAUGGUUCUCGGCUCUGACCAACAAAAGGGUGGUCAGCAAUACACGGUCAAGCAAACAAUUAUCGACGGGAAAAGGACGUUGAUUCUUGAUCACAGCGAUCUGCAGCGGUUGAUUAACAGCAAUUCCGGAAAUGCACCCGCUUCUUUGAUUCUGCCGACGACUUCAUCCGUUGACUCAAAUGGACAGAACCAAACUGUUAUGGUGAUGACGAGUCAGCCCAGCAAUCAGAACGGUGCCCGGCAAAACCAGUAA
This is a messenger RNA of Oikopleura dioica, 1350 nucleotides long. The record is from the annotation of a GenBank genome assembly. NCBI's taxonomy places the organism in Eukaryota, Metazoa, Chordata, Appendicularia, Copelata, Oikopleuridae.